Messenger RNA from Prunus armeniaca (apricot), 1098 nucleotides. Lineage: Eukaryota; Viridiplantae; Streptophyta; Magnoliopsida; Rosales; Rosaceae. The record is from the annotation of a GenBank genome assembly.
AUGGCCUCCGAUGACCUCUCCACCUUGCCCGCCGAAGAUGAGAAGUACGGCUUCCAGAGAUCAGAGAUGUACGAGACCAAGCUCGCCGGUACCGUUGACGCCUACGACCGCCACGUCUUCCUCUGCUACAAGACCCCUGAGGUCUGGCCCUCUCGCGUCGAGGGCUCCGAGUCCGAUCCGCUACCUAAGUUCUUCGCCUCUGCUCUCAAAGCUCGCAAGAACGACAUCGCUGUUAAGGUCCGCACGAAGCUGACAGUAUGUGAAGGACGCGAAGGAACUGAGUUUUCCGAUGGCGAUGUGUUGAUUUUCCCAGAAAUGAUCAAAUACAGGGGAUUGAAAGAGUCAGAUGUGGAUAGCUUCGUUGAUGAUGUCCUUGUGAAUAAUAAACCAUGGGCAUCUGGAGUGCACGAGGCUUUGACCGGCUCCCAUGUAUUUGUAUGUGCACAUGGUAGUCGAGAUCGAAGAUGUGGUGUUUGUGGACCUGUUCUCAUUGAUAAGUUCAGAGAGGAGGCUGAAUUGCGAGGACUUACAAAUCAAGUGUUCGUUAGUCCUUGCUCUCACGUUGGAGGCCACAAGUAUGCUGGGAACUUAAUCAUCUACAGCCCAGGUUCGGAUGGAAUCCUAACAGGCCACUGGUAUGGCUACGUCACACCUGAUGAUGUGCCGGAAUUGCUUGAUCAGCAUAUUGGAAAGGGAGAGAUCAUAGAACGACUUUGGAGGGGCCAAAUGGGAGUAUCUUCUGAAGAAGGUGAAAAAAUUAAUGACCAGAAGCUCCCAAAUGGAGAAGAUAAUAAGAAAAGUGAGGAGAAGCCCCAAGAAAAUGGCAACCAGAUUCAGAAUAAUGAGAACUUCUCAGGCUGUUGCCAGGGUGCUAAUGGAUUUACAUGCUGCAAAGAUGUAAGUUUGGAGCAGAACAGUGGAAGCGAGGAAAAGAAACUGAAAGAAACCACAGAAGCAUGUGGCAAGAAGGAUGCCUUGGGCAGGCUGUCAAGCUUGAUCGGAAAAUGGGAGCAAAGUGAUGUUCUUGCAGCUGCAGCCGUGGUUGGAGCAGUGGCAACAGUGGCUGUGGCCUACAGCCUUUAUAGAAGGUCAGGCUGA